Molecule: messenger RNA, 1763 nt
Organism: Populus nigra (black poplar)
Lineage: Eukaryota; Viridiplantae; Streptophyta; Magnoliopsida; Malpighiales; Salicaceae
Exons: 3
Coding region: 268-1590 (440 amino acids)
Source: RefSeq, a predicted model, not a curated record
UAACACGCUCUCUCUCUUCCUCUCUAAAAAGUUAGAACCAAGAGCCCUUGCUUUUCAAAGUUUCAUUUUCUCUACUUGUGUUAGCUAACGUGCGCGCUCUGACACUGCUUAUCGUGCGCCGUCUGAGAUAUGUCGCCGGCGGCAAAAAUCACAACAUUAAUAAGAAUAUCGCGGUACAGGAGGGCCCAGUAAGAAAAUCAUCAGACGGUGGGGGCUAGUGGGUUGGAUUGGAUCUCCUCCCAGGGACCCAUCCCAACAAGCAAGGAAAUGGACGCUCAAAAAGGCAGCCAAACGAAGCUUACAAGAACUCAGUCUUCACUCCGUUCAUCUCCCACUAUCCGAUCAUCCAUUCACAGCUUAACUUCUGUAGCCGAAGAGGACGUUAUCAAAGCCCAGCAGCAACAACAGCAAAAACUAGAAGAUGAUUUAGAAGAACAGAAAAAAAUAAAGCCGAACCGGUGUGGUUCAACCCUAAGAAGAACUGGUUCGACCCGGUUCACUGCAGUUUUCACUAUGGUCUCGCUCAUUUUUUUCACCUUUUUCUCUCUUUCCUUCUUUUUCUUCUUCUACUUGAGAAGAGAAGAAGUAUCCACAUCAGAGAAUCUUUUAUUGGCUUUGAUUUUCAUUGCCGUAACGCUGUUCUUUGCAAGCAAGAACAAGAACUUAAUCAACCAGAAUAUGAUAGUUUUCAAGCAAUUAUGGGAAGUGAACACAAAAAGAUUCAGUCUUUGUACUUCAAGAACCAAAUCAAAGCAAGUUCAAUGGUUUAUUGGAGACCCCAAUGUUAACAACAACAAUAAGGAUAAGAAGUUAGAGAAGAGGAUUAUAAGAGAAGGAGUGGAAUUUUAUAGCAAUGGGGAUUUUUAUGAAGGAGAGUUUCAUAAAGGGAAGUGUAAUGGGAGUGGGGUUUAUAAUUUCUUUGUGAAUGGGAGAUAUGAAGGUGAUUGGGUUGAUGGAAGAUAUGAUGGGUAUGGAAUAGAGAGUUGGGCUAGAGGGAGUAGAUAUAGAGGGCAAUAUAGACAGGGUUUAAGGCAUGGUUAUGGAGUCUAUAGGUUUUAUACAGGGGACUCUUAUGCUGGUGAAUGGUUCAAUGGGCAGAGUCAUGGUGUUGGAGUGCAGACUUGUGGUGAUGGGAGUUGCUAUGUUGGUGAAUUCAAGUGUGCGGUUAAACAUGGCCUUGGUGUUUACCAUUUCAGAAACGGAGAUAGAUAUGCUGGAGAAUACUUUGGAGACAAAAUGCACGGCUUUGGUGUUUAUCACUUUGCCAAUGGCCACUGCUACGAGGGAUCAUGGCAUGAAGGACGGAAGCAAGGCUAUGGCAUGUAUACCUUCCGUGGUGGCGACACUAGAUGUGGGGAAUGGGAUGUUGGUAACCUCAGGACCUCUCUACCCCCUGUAACUGAUCCAGUCCUUCGAGCUGUACAGUCUGCCAGAAGAACAGCAGAAAAUGCCAUUCACUUGCGCAGGGUGGAUGAACUAGUGAACAGGGCAGUUCAUGCCGCAAACAGGGCCGCAACGGCAGCUAGAGUUGCUGCUGUCAAAGCUGUUCAAAAUCGGAUGGAUGGCAAAUUUUGCGAUACUAAUGUUUGACCUUAAGCUUUUGUGGAAAAUGUAAAUUUACUAAUUUUAUGCGCUUGGAAGAUGUCACCCUGAUGAACAAAAGCUCAUUGGAGGUUGAGAAGAGUGUUUGAGCCUUCUUUUGUCACGACGCCGUAACUUGUACAUACUCCAUGUAUAUCAAUGGAAUUAUGAUCACUUUUCAA